Messenger RNA from Tachysurus vachellii, 2141 nucleotides. It is a transcript of the gene dnajc3a, whose product is annotated as DnaJ (Hsp40) homolog, subfamily C, member 3a. NCBI's taxonomy places the organism in Eukaryota, Metazoa, Chordata, Actinopteri, Siluriformes, Bagridae. The transcript is spliced from 12 exons. The record is from RefSeq and is a predicted model, not a curated record. Gene Ontology annotation, cellular component: endoplasmic reticulum. Gene Ontology annotation, molecular function: misfolded protein binding; protein-folding chaperone binding. Gene Ontology annotation, biological process: protein folding in endoplasmic reticulum. The coding region runs from base 190 to 1713 and encodes 507 amino acids.
GUUAUGAGCAGCAUGAACCAAUCAGAGAAAUCUGGGCGGGAACUUGAGCAGAACGAACCAAUCGGAGUGACCCACGACCCAAUGGACGCUAUUGGUCUGUGUGAUGGUGAGAGAGUCAGUGGAAGUUUGGAGGACGAGAGAAAAAGAGAGAAAAACUGGAUUUAGCUUCAAAAUAAAGCCAUAAAUAUCAUGGUGUCACUAACAGCAGUCGUGUACAAACUAGUGAGCUGUGUGUCCUUUGUGCUUGUGCUGCUAGAUCUACGAUACGCAGGAGUGUCAUGUGGCAGCGAGAAGAGCAUAGAGAAGCACUUGGAGAUGGGGAAGAAGCUCCUGGCUGCUGGACAGCUGGCCGACGCUCUGUCUCACUUCCACGCAGCUGUUGACGGUGACCCGACAAACUACAUGGCCUACUACAGAAGAGCCGCCGUCUACCUGGCCAUGGGAAAGUCUAAAUCCGCUUUACCGGAUCUAAGCAAAGUCAUCGAACUUAAACCUGAUUUCACAUCGGCAAGACUUCAGAGAGGAAGCUUACUACUGAAACAAGGAAAGCUCGAUGAAGCUGAGCGUGAUUUCAAAAAAGUGCUGAAAUCGAACCCCAGCAGCAGAGAGGAGCAGGAAGCACAGAGCCAGCUGAAGAAAUCAGAUGAAAUCCAAAGAUUGGUGACUGAGGCUCAGACACAUUUCGAUCGUAAAGACUACGGCUCAGCGGCUGGACUCCUGGACACGGUUAUUGAAACGUGUGUGUGGGACGUUUACUCCAGAGAGCUCCGAGCCGAGUGCUUCAUUCAGCUGGGAGAGAUGGGUAAAGCCAUCAGUGAUCUUAAAGCAGCAUCCAAACUGAAGAAUGACAACACACAGGCUUUCUACCAGCUCAGUACCAUCUAUUAUAACCUUGGAGAUCAUGAGAUGUCCCUCAAUGAAGUACGAGAGUGUUUGAAGCUGGACCCUGACCACAAGCAAUGCUUCAGCCACUAUAAGCAGGUGAAGAAGCUCAACAAGCAGAUCAUGUCAGCUGAGGAGAUGAUCCAGCAGCAGAGGUACGGAGAAGCAGCGAGUAAGUACGAGUCGGUUAUGAAGACGGAGCCGAACGUGCCACAGUACACUAUUCAUGCCAAGGAGCGCAUAUGCCACUGUCUUUCUAAGGAUCAACAAGGUGCUAAAGCAGUGCCUGUGUGCAGUGAGGUCCUGAGCUCAGACCCACAGAACGUGAACGCUCUAAAAGACAGAGCAGAGGCCUACCUCCAAGAUGAACAAUACGAACACGCCAUUAAGGACUUUGAGACCGCUAAGGAGUACAGUGAGAACGACCGUCAGAUAAACGAGGGCCUGGAAAGAGCACAGCGCCUCCUCAGGCAGUCCCAGAAGAAAGACUACUACAAGAUACUGGGGGUCAAGAGGACGGCCCAGAAGAAGGAGAUCAUAAAAGCCUACAGGAAGUUGGCACAGCAGUGGCACCCAGACAACUUCCAGGAUCCUGAGGAGAAGAAAAAGGCUGAGAAGAAGUUCAUAGACAUCGCACAGGCCAAGGAAGUUCUCACUGAUCCAGAAAUGAGGAGUUCCUUUGACCAGGGAGAAGACCCCCUGGACCCUGAGAACAAGCAGGGAGGAGGAGGAGGAGGAGGCCAUCACCACUUCCACAGGGCUUGGGAGAGCUUCCAGGGCUUUAAUCCUUUCGGCUCCGGACCCUUUAACUUUAAAUUCAACUUUAACUAAUCUGGGUCAUUCGGAAAGGACCGGAGCUGCGAUCAGCCUGAUCCGAACAGACGUUCUGAGAGAAGUGCAACCUUCUGAGCCGAAUACUGCUGUGGCAUGAACACAUCUUGUGCUGUCGAAUAUUCUUGGACCCACAUGGCAUUGUUGUUCCUUCAGGGAACUUUAAAGUAUAAGGGGUUCAUUCCCAAGUGACCAAGUAGCCUAAAAUUAUUGUGUACAUACGAGACUGCACUAUUUUUCUAUAAAUUAAAUGACGCUGCAUUGUAAAUACAGAAAUAAAAAAGAUGCCAUUGUAUCUUAUUUAAUUAACAAAAAACUCUCUGUAAUUAUUCAGUUUUACCGUUCGUUAUCAGACGAAUCCGUAAGUUGAUCUUUCAAUUAAAUAGAAUUAGUUCUAUUGCUAGACCUUAGUCUUAAUGUCUAUAAGU